AAUUGCACCGAACUCGGCGCGCUAAACGUAGGGUCCUCCGCCUCUCUCCCGAACUCUUUCUCUCAGUGUACGGACAAUGUCGAGUUUUUCUGAUCAGAUAGAGGAAAUCAAAUCCCUAAUUCAUUCAAACUCCAAAGCAAGCAAAUCACUCGCUUACUCUACUCUCCUCCUCCUCCAACAACAAUCAAUCAACCAUCCUUCUUCAAUACAAACCCUAGCUAAUAGUUCUCAGACUCUCAUCUCUAUCAUUUCGGUUGAUAUCUCAAAUGAUGAUGAAGAAAUUGCUUCACAGGCUUUGAAGUGUUUGGGAUUCUUCAUCUACCAUCCUUCUAUUGUUGCUACAAUCCCAGAUGAUGAUGCUAACAUGAUCCUGGAGGCACUGGCUAAAGUCAUUAUAGCCACAAAAAUAAAGUCAGUUUGUAAUUUAGGCAUGUGGUGCAUAUCCAUGCAACAAUUCAAUGCCUUUUUUCUAGCUAAUCACUUCCAUUCUGUGCUGUGGGCAGUGGUUCAUGCCCUUGACAAUCCAUUUGGAUCCUUGUCUACAACAUUUGAGGCUAUACAGGUCGUAAUAAAGUUGGCAGCUCAAUUUAGUGAGAAGAUGAGAGAAUCUUCGCACAUAUGGGCUCCUCCAAUAUAUAGAAGACUUCUCAGCAUGGAUAAGAGAGAAAGGGAUAUAUCGGAAAGGUGUCUAUUGAAGAUCAAAUCUGCAAUAAUUCCUCCUCCCACGGAUCUCUCUAAGGCACUUGUCAAAGAUAUGAAAUUGAAAUUGCUCACUGGGAUGAAGGGUCUUCUGAACCAGGGUAUGAAAGUUCAAACAUUGCAAGCAUGGGGAUGGUUUAUCCGCUUGCUGGGAUCUCAGGCUCUAAAGAACAGGCGUUUAAUUAAUGAUAUGCUCAAAAUUCCUGAGCAGACAUUUUCUGAUCACAGCCCACAAGUACAGAUCACUUCACUGGCUGCAUGGGAAGGUCUUGUUGUUGCUCUUAUUCAGCCUCCAUUGCUAACUUGUGAAACUGAUGAAGUUGCUGAUGAUGGUUGUCAAGUCCAAGCAAGUACAUUUUCAAAAAGCAUAAAGCUCUUAAUGACUCCUCUAACUGGCAUCAUCUCUAGCAAAUGUGAUAUUUCAGUUCACUUAUCCUGCUUGAACACAUGGUGUUAUCUGCUACAUAAACUUGAUCUCUCUAUCAACCACCCAUUGGUAAUUGAACUGGUGCUGGAUCCUGUUUUUGAAGCAGUUUUUGGAAUGGGGCCUGAUACAAAAACUAUCUGGUUGUGGAGUUUUUGUUUAGAUCUGCUUGAUGAUUUUGUGAUAGCAAAAUGUAGAAAAGUGGACUAUGAUACCAGUAGCCAGGUAAGCCAUCACUCAUCAGUCAGAACGUCUAUACUAGGACCUUCAAUAUCUGGCAAAUGCUUAGUGAAACAACAUUCUAUUAAAUGGUAUCCAUGGGACAUUAGUCAGUUGGACUUCUUUAUAAAGAUGAUUAAUGUUAUUCUCACCCAUGCAUCAGUUGCAAAGGCCACCCUCCAAAAUAGAAGUUCAGCAAGUGAUGCUGCCUUAAGGAUAUUUAUAUCUCUUUUACAAGGGAUCCAAAUGGAGUUAAAGAGUUCAUCUAUAAAUUAUGUGGAUAUUGUUUUGUAUUUUAACACAAUAUUGAGGUUCUUAAGGGAGACAUGUGAAAAAGUAGAUUCAGAUGGCAGCGCCAAUGUUAAACUGCAGCAUAAUAUCCAGUUUCUACAGGCUGUCAUAGACGAGUUAGAACCUUCUAUAUUGGGAUCCCCUCUUUAUAAGGUAGCUCUAGACAUCAAAUGCAUUGAGAAUUUGCAAUCAGUUAAUCAUAAUAAAUAUGAAAAAAUUUUGUGUAUUAGCUCUAUUGCCUAUAUGGAUAUGGUUUCACCAUUGGCUUAUCUUAUUAUCCUCUGCAUCUGCGUGGUGAUCAAGUCAACUUCUGAUGCACUCAGUACAGAGUUAAUUUCACAGAGGCUGCACAAAUUUUUCAAAUUGAUAUUGUUUUCACAUGAUCCCCUGGAAAAUCUUCAAACUGCAAUUGGUUUAUUGUUCAAGUAUGUGCACUAUAAUAGGAACUUACACAUAUGGAUUGUGGUAGCUGAAGCUCUAAAAGAUUGCAUCAGUGGUGUAGAGGAUCUUUCUAUGUUCAAAAUUGAGCCAGAAAGCAAUGGUUAUCUUGGCAUAUUCCAUCUUUUGUCCUACCCAUUUGUUGCAUUGUCUUCCCCCCAGCAAAUGCUGAUCCCUGAGAAAGUUAGUAGAUCCUUGGAAGAGUCUCAUGUUUCAGCACAAAGAAGCCUUGAGCUUGAUCAUGUUAUUGAAGUAUGGAAGUCAGUUUAUGGUGCCCUUUCUGCCUCAAAGUGUUUUGCAACAAAAAGCAUCUCUGACAAUCUGUGCUCAAUUUUAAAUUGGUGCAUUGAUGAAAAUCUAAGCAAGAUUGGCUGUGGAACUGAACUAGAUUUAAGUUGUAAGGAUCUUAAUAUUAAUCUCCUUUCUUUAUCUGGAAAUGCUGUCGCGUUUAUACUGGAUGAGGUUUUGGCAACAAGUUCAGAUGGAAACAAAACUAAUCAUGCUAUACCUCAAACAUUCAGUGACAUCAGAAAUAUCUUGGGAUUUGCUUCCAGAUUCUUGAAUUUGUCAUGGGCAAAAAUAAGAUCAGAUUCACCCACUGUUCUUCUUGUAACUUCAAGGGUAUUUUCUGCAUUGACAAGUCUUGUGAGAUGCCUUCACUUGAAGCAAACUAUUCUUUCUGUUAUUGAGAUAAUAACUUGUCCACUAGUUCAGUGGUUGUCACAUGGAGGAAUACAUGAUGGCAAUACCAAUGAUCAACUUCAACGUCUGUGGGCUGAAAUCCUUGAUUGUUUAAAGAGGAGUCAGCCACCAAUAGUAUUUGAUUCAUUGUUCCUCAAACUUCAGGCACCCCUCCUAGAAAAAACUCUCGAUCAUCCAGAUUGCAUUAUUUCGGAGCUUACCAUCACCUUCUGGAAUUCAACAUAUGGUGAGCAGAUUAACUUAGAUUACCCUGAGAGAUUACUUGAUGUCUUAGACAAGCUGUCCAGAACUGAAAAAAUAAAGCUCCACAAGAAAAGCCUGCCAUUUCUUGUAAAAUGUAAUUCUAAACCAGAGUUCACUGCUCAAAGAUACAAGGUGACUGCAAUGCAUAGCAGGAGCUCAAAACGAGUAGAACUCAUGGAGGAUACAGUGAAUCAAUUUGAGCACAAAGAUAAGUUGUGUUCGAGUUCAAAAAGAAAAAGAUUGGAACUAACUGAGCACCAGAAGGAGGUAAGACGUGCACAACAAGGAAGGGAGAUGGAUUGUAAUGGACAUGGUCCAGGGGUAAGAACAUAUACUACUGUUGAUUUUUCUCAAGGAAAUGAAGAUUCUCAAGAGAGCCAGGAGAUUCGGAACCCAGAAUCUAUCCUGGAGAUGUUGAGAAGAGUUGCAUAACUACUUUCUAUUUAUAUGUUCUGGGUGGCACAGUAUUCAGUAAGGUAUACCCCUGCAAAGUUGUUUGAUAAUUUUUGCUUGCGUCUUCUGAUGCAUCUCAUUUAGUUGUAUGGCAAUGUCCUGUAUUUUGAUCGUCUGUACAGAUCAUACACGAUGUAUCUUAGUUUGGUUUAAUAAGAAAUCGAUAUUUAAUUGC
Molecule: messenger RNA, 3644 nt
Organism: Hevea brasiliensis (rubber tree)
Lineage: Eukaryota; Viridiplantae; Streptophyta; Magnoliopsida; Malpighiales; Euphorbiaceae
Exons: 10
Coding region: 77-3448 (1123 amino acids)
Biological process (GO): telomere maintenance
Cellular component (GO): nucleus
Source: RefSeq, a predicted model, not a curated record